AUGGCACCACCCCAUCGAAUGGACCACAUAGGUUCCCUCCUCCGCCCAGCAUCCCUCCUAGAAGCACGAUCAAGUCUCUCAUCCCCCUCAAAUCUCUACACCAUCCCCUCAGACCACAAAAUCAAACUCGCCGAACAACAAGCAAUCCAAACCAUCGUCUCCAAACAACAAACCCUCUGUAUCCGACCCAUCACUUCAGGGGAAUUCUGUCGUCAUAUCUACUACGGCGGUCUCUUUGAAAAACUCUCCGGAAUGACUCCGAUGCCUAAUCUUCCCAUUCCAGAAGCCUUUCUUUCGUACAGAUUUCCCCACUACAACCGGCCUCGCGAAAAUGGGCGCAAAGACUCGUGCGGCUGUGAUUUGCACGGGACCGAUUCGUUGGGAGGAAAGUGCGUAUUUGGAAGAAUGGAAAAUGUUGACUGCGACCCUACCGAGGGAUUUAUGGCAAGAGUGUAA
Molecule: messenger RNA, 456 nt
Organism: Ramularia collo-cygni
Lineage: Eukaryota; Fungi; Ascomycota; Dothideomycetes; Mycosphaerellales; Mycosphaerellaceae
Exons: 1
Coding region: 1-456 (151 amino acids)
Source: RefSeq, a predicted model, not a curated record